Paramecium tetraurelia is the source of this 1560-nucleotide messenger RNA. RefSeq lists its product as uncharacterized. The record is from RefSeq and is a predicted model, not a curated record. NCBI's taxonomy places the organism in Eukaryota, Ciliophora, Oligohymenophorea, Peniculida, Parameciidae. The transcript is spliced from 2 exons.
AUGACCAAAUAAUUUUGGAAAGAUUGGCAUUUGCGAACUCAAAUAUGCAUGAUUUAAUUCGUAAUCUCAAGUUUUGCAAUUGGUUUAAUUGCCCUUUCGACUUAUUCGUUUAUGUAUUACAUUUCAGAGUUUUAUAUGGAAACAUCAGAACAUGUCUUUUAAAAGUAAUUUGGAAAAUGGACAAAUGUAAUGAUGUCACAUAAUAUACACCGUGUGAAAUAAACUUUAUUUAGAAGUCAAUAAUAGAUUGUCAAGGUAAAUGCCCUGUAUCAAGUGACUCAGUAAAUCAAUCAAAGCACUUUUUAAUAACCCAUACCAUGUCUUAAUGAUUUAACGUUAAUGGAUGAUUAUACUUACAGUGCUUCUUUUUGUUAUAUGAUCUAUAAAGAUACAAAAUCUAACAGAAUCCUAUACAAUCUCAAAGAUCUAUGUGCAUUUUUGACAUAGUCUGUGCUUAUGAUAGAUUAAGAUUUUGAUAUUAUGAUUGCCUCUUCGAAUGAUAUUCAUUUUUUGACAGUUUGGCCUGGAUUCUUUUUAUCACCAGAUUACAAUCCUCAAGAGAGAAUCUGGUAUGUGCAACAUUUAGAACAAGUGGCUUCGCAUAAUAAUAAUAAUGAUUAAACUUAUUUUAGUGAACCUCAUAUACAUUGGACUUGGAAAUUAUUAAUGAUAGCUUAAACCAAAAGCUUAUUAAAUAUUAACAAGUCCUUGGAUGGAGUGAUAGCUUCUCAUGUCAAUUUCAGCUAAUUUAAUUAUUCAGACGAUUAGGUUAGUUUUACCAUAAUUAAUCCUAAAGGUAGAAUAUUACUAAGUUCUUUAAAUGUGACUGAAAAUUCAAAUAUAUAUGACUAGAACAUCACUAGUUUGGAUUAUGAAGACUUUUAGUAGAUAAUAAAUUAGGCAGAAGGCAAAGAAACAUAAAGUAAUUGCAAUUCUAAAGUAUGGAAGGAUUAUGGCUAUUUAUGUAGAAAAACUGUUUCCGAAUAAGAAGAAGAACUUAUAAGCACAAAAAAUAUAAAAGAGGCAGGAUUGAUUUUGAUUAUGCAGAGCAAACUAAGUAAAUAUCAAAUGGAAUUUGAGAAUAUGUUUUAUACUUUCAAAGAAGAAUUAAACAAAAUAUUUAUAGCAACCAUUUUAGGUUUUAUUCUAUAUAUGUUUUCAUCUCUUAUCAUUACCUCUUGCAUAGUAAUUUUUCUAUUCAAUCCUAUAAUCAGGAUCAUUAAUUACACUUCUUAGCAAUUAUUUAAGGAAAGUCUUAAUAGAAAAAAUGUACUUAAGAAAAAACAUAAAUUUUCAAAGUUGACAAGUUCAUCUUUGCUGUGCGAUUUACAAUAAUCAUUUAACAGACUAAUCCAUAUCACAACCAAUUAAACGAAAUCGACAACUUGUCAUUUAAUUGAAGCAUUUUAAUACCCACUUAAUAGAUGGAAAUACAUUAGAAAGAGCAAAAAAUUUAGAAAUCUCUAUUUGAAGUUGUAAAAUGAUGUAUAAAUGGAAGAGUCCCUUAAGUUGUAAAACUUGAUUAUAAAGCAAUUAGGAAUACAAGAUUGCUGUUUCUGA